Molecule: messenger RNA, 987 nt
Organism: Punica granatum (pomegranate)
Lineage: Eukaryota; Viridiplantae; Streptophyta; Magnoliopsida; Myrtales; Lythraceae
Source: RefSeq, a predicted model, not a curated record
UCCCUCUCUCUCAAUCUAAGCUCGCUCCCUCUGUCAAUUAUUAAGCAUCCUCCUCUCUCUUCUUCUCCUGCUUCCUUCUCCAGUUAGUACUUCAUCACUACCUAUACCUUGCAGAUCAAAAUAUGGCAAUUACUAGCCGACCCACCUUUCUCCUCCUCCUCCUCCUCCUCGGCCUCCCUUCCUUAUUAGUUAUUAGCUCCGCAACUGCUGCCACAACCUCAACCUCAGCCUCAGCCUCAGGCAGCGCGGCCACCAGUUUCAUCAAGUCCUCAUGCACCGCCACCCGCUUCCCGGCCUUGUGCGUGCAGUCCCUCUCCUCCUAUGCCAGCUCUAUCCAACAGAACCCACGACAGCUGGCACAGGCGGCCCUGUCGGUGAGCCUCGUCAGGGCCCAGGCCGCCAAGGACUUCGUCGCGAAAUCCACUAAAUUCAGGGGUCUUAAAGCGAGGGAGUUCGCCGCCAUCAAGGACUGCUUGGACGAGAUGGACGACACCGUGGAUCGGCUCAGCAAAUCGAUGGCUGAGAUGAAGGGGAUGGGGAAAUCCAAUGGCCAGGAGUUCCUCUGGCACGUCAGCAAUGUCCAGACUUGGGUCAGCGCCGCACUUACCGACGAGAACACCUGCUUCGACGGCUACUCGAGCAAGACGCUCGACGGCCGCCUCAAGGCAUCCAUCAGAGUUCGCGUGCUGAACGUGGCCCAGGUUACCAGCAAUGCCCUUGCGCUCGUCAACCGGUUUGCUUCCAACUAGUUGAUCAGCAGCUGAACUGGAGACAUCGAUCCAUUUCCGGUUCUCCCAAUAAGUGUGAUUAAUUAUUCUUCCGGAGUUAAGCAGUUGCUCAUGAGAUAUAGAUGGAAAGCUGCAGCUGGCUUAAUUGAUUGAUCUUGAAUGUGUGUGCCGUGUACGGAUACUAUAUUACCAUCACUUUAUAUGUACUGGAAUAUAUAAGGGAAAACAACUAUAUAUAGAUCAUGCUUAAUUACCAUCA